AUGCUGCACCGAGUGCUUCUACUAUCUAUCGCCGCUAUCGGCGGGGUCCCCACAAUCUUCGGCGAAUGUCCCGAGCCCACGAAACACUACACAACGAUCGGAUGUGUGGCCAGUGUGCACCAAACGGCCCAAGGAUGCCCUCGUUGGUUCGAUUGCUCGGAGCUGGCGCAGCGCACCAGUGAUAAGUGUUAUCUGUACGGCAAAAGCUACCAAUUGAACGAUCACGUACCGGACGAGAAGAUCAAGCCAACCUGUUCGGCUCUCUGCACAUGUCAGAAGAAUGCCCGGGGUAUGGCAGAGUUUCACUGUGGUCACAUCGAUUGCCCGGAGUUCCUGGCACCACUGGCACUGAACCGCGCCGGGUGUGUACGGCAGUACCGCGCGAACGAGUGCUGUUCGUCGCGGCAGGUUUGCGGUGAAAAAAAGUUUCACCUUGCCCGGUGCACGCUGGACGGCACCCGGUACUAUGAAGGCGAACGGAUGGGCUUGGCACACGAUCCGUGCCUCACCUGUAUUUGUUCGGCCAACUUCAACGAAACGCAGGAUCCACUUUCGCAGACGAAAUGCUACACGAACGAUUGCCCGUUUGAGCUGACGUCGCCGUCGGUGCUGCUGAGUGGUGCCGCACCGGUGUACUACGGCCGAGGAUGCUGUCCUUGGGAGUGGCGAAUGCCCAAACCGGAAGACCGUUUGCAGGCAAACGAUAACGACGACAAUGAACUACGAUCAGGUUCGAUCUAUAGAUGUAGGUACGGUAAUUUAACCUUGCACGCCGGAGAGUCCCUGGUGCCCGAUGUGACCUCCCACGGUACCUACGAAUGCCGGUGUUCCAUUCCUCCGAUGGUGCACUGCAUUUUGAAGCCAACGUGAUGCAUUUAGCUACAUUUAGCUGUGAAAUUGAAUAGGAAAAGU
This is a messenger RNA of Anopheles cruzii, 912 nucleotides long. RefSeq lists its product as uncharacterized. The transcript has 5 exons. Bases 1 to 870 code for a protein of 289 amino acids. The record is from RefSeq and is a predicted model, not a curated record. Lineage: Eukaryota; Metazoa; Arthropoda; Insecta; Diptera; Culicidae.